Choloepus didactylus (southern two-toed sloth) is the source of this 1887-nucleotide messenger RNA. RefSeq names its product DEAD-box helicase 53 (gene DDX53). Lineage: Eukaryota; Metazoa; Chordata; Mammalia; Pilosa; Megalonychidae. The record is from RefSeq and is a predicted model, not a curated record. Gene Ontology annotation, molecular function: RNA binding; ATP binding; RNA helicase activity.
AUGUCCGGGGCCCCAGAACAGAAGCAGGCAGUGCCUAAUCCAAGAGGUGCUGGGACUCCCAGGGAUGGCAGAGGCGGCAGAGGCCUCGGUGGCGGCAGUGGAACGGCCAGCGGCAGAGGCUGGAUUGGCCCCUCCAGCCUCCCAGAGCCGAGGGUCGCUGGCUCCUGUGAACCACCGCUCUGCUUUAGAUUGAAGAACAGUAUGGUCGGUGUGGUGAUUGGUCGCGGUGGAUGGAAAAUCAAAGACAUCCGAGGUAAAACUAACACAAAAAUACAGAUAAUAAAAGAGAAUUCUGAAGCAGAGGUAAAAAUUUGGGGCAGCCACACCAUGAAGGCAAAGGCCAAAGCAGCAAUAGAAACUCUUGUUAAAAACCAAGAAGAAAGCUACACUUCAGAAUCUAGUGUUGAUACUGCUGUAGCCCAACUUUCUGUUGGAAGAGAUUUAAGCACAGACAACACUGUUAGAGAAUUUCAGCCAUCGAUAGAUUGGGAUCAAAUUCAGGCCCAGAUUGUAGAAUGGGAAAAAAGAAAAUGGGAAGGUUUACCACCAACUGAGAAAAACUUUUAUGUAGAAUCUGCAGCAACAACGUCAAUGUCACAAGUACAAGUAGACAACUGGAGGCAGCAAAAUUUCAACAUAAUGUGUGAGGACUUAAAAGAUGGUGAAAAACGUCCCAUUCCCUAUCCACCAUGUACAUUUGAGGAUGCUUUUCAGCCUUAUCCGGAAAUUAUACAAAACUUAAUAAGGGCAGGUUUUCAAAAGCCAAUGCCAAUUCAAUUGCAAGUUUGGCCAAUAGCGCUACAAGGCAUUGAUCUUAUAGGAGUUGCCCAAACUGGAACAGGCAAAACAUUGUCCUAUUUAAUGCCUGGGUUUAUUAAUCUGAAUUUUCAACCAGUACCUAGAAAACAAAGGAAUGGGCCUGCCAUGCUAGUCCUUACGCCUACUAGAGAAUUAGCCCUUCAAGUGGAAGCAGAAUGUUCCAACUUUUCAUAUAAAGAUCUCAAAAGUGUGUGUAUCUAUGGUGGUGGAAAUAGAGAACAACAGAUAAAAGAUAUUACCAAAGGUGUAGAUAUCAUUAUUGCAACUCCUGGACGACUGAAUGAUCUGCAAAUGAAGAACUGUGUCAAUCUGAAAAGCAUAAACUACCUCGUCAUAGAUGAGGCAGAUAAAAUGCUGGCUCUGGGGUUUGAACCCCAGAUAAAAAAGAUUUUAUUAGAUUUGCGUCCAGACCGUCAGACUGUUAUGACAAGUGCAACUUGGCCAGAACCUGUUCGUUGACUUUCGCAAUCUUACCUGAAAGAACCUAUGAUUGCAUAUGUGGGUACACUGGAUCUAGCAGCUGUGGACACCGUGAAGCAAAAUAUAAUUGUCACCACCAAAGAAGAGAAAUGAUCUCUUAUACAAGGGUUCCUAGAAAACAUGCCACCGAAAGACAAAGUCAUCGUGUUUGUCAACAGAAAACCUGUGGCCGAUGACUUAUCAAGUGAUUUGAGCCUCCAAGCCAUAUGUUUACAAUCUUUGCAUGGUGACAGAGAGCAGAGUGAUAGAGAGCAAGCCUUAGAGGACUUUAAAAGCAGUAAAGUGAAAAUACUGAUUACUACUGAUUUAGCAUCGCGUGGUCUGGAUGUUCAUGAUAUCACUCACGUAUACAAUUACGAUUUCCCACUGAAUAUUGAAGAAUAUGUCCAUAGAAUAGGUCGUACUAGAAGAGCAGGAAAGACUGGCAUAUCAAUUACUCUUAUCACUCAGGAUAACUGGAAAAUAGCCCCUGAAUUAAUUACAAUUCUGAAAAGAGGAAAUCAGAGUGUCCCAGAUGACCUGACAGCAAUGGCUGAAAAAUAUAGGUUGCACAGGCAAAAUAAAGAAAAAAAAUUAAGAAAAUCUUGA